UUGGCGCUGAUUUGUCUAAAAAAGCAGCUGUUUGUGAAAUUUGAUUUGACAAGAGACAGCGAGUUCUCUUCGUUUUUGUGCUGCGAAUUUUAACGGAUUUUGUGUGAUUUAAUACUAGAAGAUUUGUGAAAAUAGUUUUAAACGUUUUAAUUUUAUACACCAAUGAUAGUGCCUUUUUGAAUUCUUCUGAGCUUCGAUUUUAAGCGACGCCAUUUUCAAUUUUGAUCAAUUCAAGUUAUACAAAACGUUAAAAACGGCUAUGAACAUUUUAUUAACUUUAAAUCAACAAGACAUUUCGGUGUAAAUAAAAACAAAUAGAAAAUGAGCGAACUAGUGCAUGAAACUGAAUCAAAAACUAAUCCAUCAUCUGGUAUGGUGGACAAUAGUGAUAACGUGAGUGUUUCUAGUAAGGCUAGUGAAAGUGGUGCAAGUAUCAAAAGUGGAAUUCCCAAACCGUCCGGAAUAAAACCGCCCAGCGGGUCAAAAAUUGGUCGACUUUGUAUGGGAACACAGCCCAAACCUAGUUUACCACAAGUUGUUCCUGCAAAAAAUGGAUCAGAGGAAUCUCUAAGAAGAUUAACCGAAGAAUAUAGCAGACAUAAACUUACAGAUGUAAAGGAGGAAAACGAGGAAGAUAUGCCACAUACCACAACAUCGCCUUCAAGGCGUAAUAGAUAUUCAUCACUCGGUAGUGCCGCUUCCUCUUCCAUGGACUAUCUCUGGGAUUUGCACCCUAGAAAGCUGAGUGAAGCCGGUCUCAGCCGUCAUUCAGAUAACAGCACUAUCCUUACGGAAGAUACCGACAGUUUUAUAAUUGGGCAAAGAGUGUGGGUUGGAGGUACUAAGCCAGGACAUAUCGCUUAUAUUGGAGAAACUCAAUUUGCACCUGGAGAAUGGGCCGGUAUUGCAUUAGAUCAUCCAAUUGGCAAAAACGAUGGAUCAGUUGCUGGAAUAAGAUAUUUCCAAUGCGAAUCAAAAAAAGGUAUUUUCUCCAGACUCACUCGUCUAACAAGAUAUCCACUUGACGGAGAAGCCGGAGGAGCCGGCGAUUAUGUUGCUGCUCCACUCAAUGGAACUAGAAAUUCGAUGUCUCCAACAGGAAGUACCAGCCCAUUUAAAUCUCCACCAUCACUAACCACAUCAAACACUAGCCUUGCCUCAGCAAUGGUCGAUUUUAAAAUUGGCGAUCGCGUUAUAAUCAAAUCCAGUCAAGGAUCUAAAUUAGGUAUUCUCAGAUUUAUGGGAUGCACCGAAUUCGCUGGCGGCGAAUGGUGCGGUGUAGAACUCGACGAACCCAGAGGCAAAAAUGAUGGUUCUGUCGGCGGAAAACGUUAUUUCGAAUGCCGACCAAAUUUUGGCUUAUUCGCUCCAAUAAACAAAGUGAGCAAAUCACCGUCAAGCCGUAAACCAGGAGGAUGCGUAAUUCAUUCCGGUGCGGGAAUUCCACCGUCCGGAUUCAGGCGAGCAAAUUCUAAAGAAUCUAUAACAUCUAACGUUUCGAUAACAAGUGCAGCCUCUGGUGUUAGACGGGUAAGAUUGGGCGUAACAUCAUUAACCGGGCCGCAGAAAACAAGUCCAAAGUCAACAUCAACUCCCAUACCAACUAGGACCGCUCUACAGGAAGUAUUAAAAGAAAAGCAACAACAUAUUGAACAACUUCUCAAAGAGAGGGAUUUGGAAAGAGCGGAAUUGGCGAGGGCCGCAAGUCAAGCUGAUGAAAUUGACCAAAAAUAUACUUCUUUAAAACAAGAAUAUGAUAUGUAUCGAGAUGAAACCACAAAAAAACUUUUGGAACACUUGAGAAUUCUUGAUGAUUUAAAAAAAGACAAGUCUGAACUCAUCGCUAAUUUAGAUGAUGAAAAACGAAAAGUGGAAGAUUUACAAUUUCGAUAUGAAGAAGUUGAAAUUUCGAAAUCAGAACUUGAGCAAAAAAUAUCAGAUAAAAUAGUGUCAGAGGAAACAAAUCAAACGAAAAUAAAAGAAUUAGAACUCAUGAUAGAUCAAUAUGAAAAACGCAUCGAAUCUUAUGAAGCAGAUGGAAAUAGAUUAUUUGAAACUGAAGAAAAACUUCUUCACACAGGAAUGGAAAAUGAAACUUUAAAAUAUGAGGUGGAAGUAGCAGCUAAAAAAAUUCUUUUAUUAGAAGCUAGCGAAAUUGCAGCAAAAGGAAUAGAAGAAUCGCGGUCUAAAGAAAUUGCAGAUCUUAAUAAUAUAAUUAAAGAACGUGAUAAUGUCAUAGAAAAAUGUAAAAAUGAUAUUACUCAAGUUUCAGAACAAUUUGAAUCAACUAGAAAUAAUUUCGUUAAGGAGCUCGAUGAGCUUAAAAAGAGAUUGGAUGAAAGUAAUAAAGAAAUUGAAACUAAAAAUCUCCAAAUAAGUCAAUUAAAAGAAGAAUUAAUUAAAGUCGAGAAUAAUUUGAAUGAAAAAUCAAAAAGCUUCGAAUCUAAUUUGAUUGGAUUGAAGGAUAACGAAGAUAAAAUGAUGAAGGAAAUAAAUAAAUUAAAAAUGGAACUUAGUUCAAAAGUUCAUGAUAUUGAAGAAAAUCACGAUGUUAUCAUAAAAAAAGACGAUGAAAUUAAGAAAUUAUCGUCACAAAUCGAAAGUUUUAAAAAUAAUUUGCAAUCAAAAAAUACCGAUUUUGAUCAAUACAAAGAAUCUUUAAAAGAAAUCGAAAAUAAUUUAAGAAAAGAACUUGAAGAGUCAAGAAAUACCAUCACGAUGAAAAUAACAGAAAAUGAAGAAAUCAAAAAAGAAUUUGCGUUGUCAUUAGCUCAAAAAGAUAACGAACUAAAAGAAUCACACAAACAUAUUCAAAAUAAUAACGAAGAAAUUGAAAAACUUAAACAUUUAAUCAACCAAUUCAAAGAAGAAACUAAAACAUCUAAUGAAGAAUCACAAAAACAUUUCGAAUUAAAACUUAACGAAUCGGAAACUAAAAUUUUACAAUUAUCCAACGAAAUUGAAAAUAAAAAUUGUGAAUUACUGAAAUUCUCUUCAAAUAAUUCUCAAUUACAAAACGAACUUACAUCGAAAAUCGAUGAAAUAAAACGGUUACAAAUUGAACUGGAAUCGACAAAGCAACGAGUUGAAGAAGAAAAUUUAAACAUUGCGAAAACAAACGAAAACAUUACAACGUUACAAUUAAAUUUAGGUGAUUUAGAACGUAAAUUAAAAACUGCCGAAGAGAAAAAUUCGGAGUUAUUACAAAAUAAACUAAAAUUAGAAGGAGAUAUACAGAAUCUAAUAGGAUCAUCAGGUGAUUUUAGUAUUAAGUUAGAAGAAUUAACUAAUGAAUUACGUAAUAAAGAUACUACUUUAGAUAAAGUAAAAAGCGAAUUUACAGUAAAACUUCAAGAUUUAGAAAGAUCUAAACACGAAUUACAAUUAAAAUGUGAUAAUUUGGAGCAAAAAUCUGAGAAAGGUUUAAAAGAAUACGAAGAAAUUCUUCAAAAAGAACAUUUAGAAAAAGAAUAUUUGAAGAAUGAGUUAGAAAAAUUGAAUGGGGAAAAUAAGAAAGUUACCGAAGAUUUAAAUCUUAAAAUAACUCAACUUCAAAGUAAUCUCCAAGAAAAAGAAAAAUUAUUAAAAGAGACGCAAGAAAAAUCAACUGAAACUAAAGAAAAACUUAAAGAAGAACUUGAAAAGAAAAUAAAAGAACUUUCUGAAUAUUUGAAUGAAUCCCAAAAUAAAUUGUCAUCGACGAAUAAGCAAUACACUGAACUUGAAACAGAAUUAUCUAAAAAAACUAUGCAAAUGAUUGAGUUUGAAUCAAAUUUUAGCAAAGAACUUCGUUUAUCAAAACAAGCGGCUCAAGAUAUUCAAGCGAGUUACGAAGAAAAACUUAAAAAUUUAGAGUUACAGCUAAAUGAAAAGCAAAAAGAUUACCAAAAAAUUCUUGAAUCUUCAAAAAGUGAGAUAUCUGAAAAAUUGGUUGAUUUUGAAACGAGAAGUCAAGAAUUUAAUAAAGAAAAACAAAAAUUACUUGAGGAAAAUCAAAAAUUAAAGGGCGAUUUUGAAAGUUUAAUUAAAAUAAAUGCGGAAGAAAAUGAAAAAAUUAAGAAAAAACUUGAAAAUGAUCUUGAAGAAAGUCUUAAAAAAAUUGAGGAAAUUGAGGUUAAAUCAAAAUCUUUAAUAGAAGAAUUAGAUAAGAAAAACGAGAUUAUUAAACAAAUUGAAAAUAAUUUUAAAAUUGGUGAAAAGAAUCUUGAAGAAAAUGUUAAAAUAAACAAAGAAAUGGAAUUAAAAACUAAACAACUUGAAAGUAGGAUAGAAGAAGUUAUUAAAGAUAAAGAUAAAAUAAUUAAUGAAUUAGAAUUAAAGGUAAAGAAAUCUUUAGAAAACGAAAGUGAGUAUCAAAAAUCUUUGAUUAAUCAACAACAAAACGAAAAUGCGGUUAAAAAUCAAUUAGAAUCUCAAUUAAAACAAAUUUCUGAGGAAUUAUCUUCAAAAUCGAAAGCAUACGAAAACUUAAAUCAAGAAUUAUCGAGCUUAAAACAACAAAUAUCCACCAAAGAUACAACUUCUAACGAAAAAGAUAUCGAAAUAGCACAACUUAAAUCACAACUUCAUAUCAGUCACGAAUUUGUACAAAAACUUCAAAAUGAACACAACGAUCUAAAAAAAUCCAACCAAGAAGUGAAUAAUAUUUUAUCAGAAAAUCAAUUGUAUAAUAAUAAAUUAAACGAAGAAAUUACAAAGUUAAAUGAAGAAGUAAAAUCGUCGGGAAAAAUUAUUUUCGGUUUAAACAAUGCGAGUAAUUUAUACACCACCGUUUUACAAUUAAUAAAUUUAACUGAAAAACAAAAAAUUGAAAUGGUAGAUAAAUUAAACGAUGUUGUUAAAGUUGGAUGUGAUGAAGAAAGUUAUGGGAAAUUAUGUAAAAUGAUCGAUGGUAUUAAAAUAACCAACGAAGUUAGUGAAGAAGCUCUGAAGUUAAAAGAAAAUGAAGAGGAAAUAUUAAAAUAUAAAAACAUGUACGUUGAGGCUGAAGAUAAAGUUACUAGGAAAGAUAUGGAGAUUGCUUCAUUUAAAAAAGAAAUCGAAAAUUUGAAACAAUCUUCAAGUAAACCAAAAAUAGAUAACUGUACAAAGAUACCAAUGUUAAAUAAUAACACUAAAAUAGGAGCUAAUGAGCAAUUAUUAGAGGAAAAAAUCUUUGCUGAGAGUCAAGUUGCUUUCUUAAAUUCGAUUAUUGUUGAUAUGCAGAAGAAAAAUGAAGAGCAAAAAGCUAGAAUUGAAAUUUUAGAAAUGGGUUAUAGUCCUGCUGCUGCACAAGAAUUAGGACUACUGAACUUAGAUCGACAUAUGCCAGCACCACGAAUGUACUGCGACAUAUGUGAAGAAUUUGAUUUACAUGAAACAGAAGACUGUCCGCAACAAGCGAAUGAUGAUCCACCUCCGAGAGAAGGGCCUAAAAAGGAAAAGCCACCCCAGAGACCAUAUUGUGAUAUUUGUGAAGAGUUUGGGCAUGCCACAGAAAAUUGCCAAGAUGACCAGACCUUCUAAACCAAAGUAGAUCAAAAACAGCGAAUAAUAAAAUUAAAUCAGAAAAACUAUAGCCUUAUUAUAAUAUUAAAGAAAAAAGAUUUUAUUAGCUUAUUUAUUAGCUAAGUUCAUGAUGAAUUAGAUGAAUUUUAAAGUAAUUAAAUUGUUAUUGUAAUUGUAUUGUUGAUUAAUUGUAUGAAUCCAACUUGAUACCAGUUUAUAACAAAUAACAACCCCAGUAAUUCUUG
Messenger RNA from Onthophagus taurus, 5732 nucleotides. RefSeq names its product Cytoplasmic linker protein 190 (gene CLIP-190). Gene Ontology annotation, molecular function: microtubule plus-end binding. Gene Ontology annotation, biological process: cytoplasmic microtubule organization. The record is from RefSeq and is a predicted model, not a curated record. NCBI's taxonomy places the organism in Eukaryota, Metazoa, Arthropoda, Insecta, Coleoptera, Scarabaeidae. Gene Ontology annotation, cellular component: cell cortex; microtubule plus-end; nucleus.